UUCCUCUCGAAUGAUUAAGAAAUGUUUUUAUUUUGUUUGUGAACCGUCCUGCAUCUCCCUGUGUUUGUUCUUUGAUUGCAACCUUUAUUCGCUUAAAUUGAUAAAUGCAUUGGCUUUACAAAGGGAUGGAAACGUGAUCGCGCCCCAGCAGCCUGUCGAGCGGAAACGGCUAACACACGUGUUGUGCGGCAGAACUUUCGAUUGAACCAUAUUGUGUAGACCAGAUUGCCACCAACUACAGCUUCUACGCGCACGGUACAAAGAUGUCCAAUUAUCAGCUGCAUGCAAACGAAACCACCAUCUCGAUCCCUCGUAUAAUCACGGUCGACAGUGUGAAUUACUACGAAAUUUUAGUCAAAUGUGGUCAAGUAAUGUGGACGGUGAACCAUCGGUUUCGCGACUUUGCCGAACUGCACGAGCGUCUCGUAUCGGAACGGGGCGUCUCGAAGGAUAAGCUACCACCGAAGAAGGUGAUUGGCAACAAGAGUCCCACGUUUCUGAAAAAGCGCCAGGAAGCGCUCGAGCAGUACCUGAAGGAGAUGCUUAUCUUUCUGAAAAUUACAAUGCCACGGGAGUUUGUCGAGUUUCUCGAUUUCCACCGGUACGACAUUAUCUUUCUGGUGCAGCAUCUCGCCAGCUCACUGUUUCUGCGCGGUGACGCAUUCUUGGCCAAGUCGAAAAAGUACGGCUUCUCGGUGCUGGAGCUGCACGCCAUCAGCGAGCGGCUAAAGAUACCAUGCCCACCGACGGAGGCAGCCUGCAGCAACUAUAAUUUCUCCCACAUACUGGACUUUUGUGCGCAGCUCGAGACAAUCAUCGUGCUGCCGACGAAGAACAGUCUGCCGACGAUCCUGUACGAUGACGAUACGGAUAAGUACAUUCCACACGCGCUACAUAAACCGAUCGGCAGCAGCAAUCUCAUCCCGGUGCAGCUACGGUACGAGCUGAGCGUGUUCAAGGUGUUGCGUAAUCUCAUCAUUUACGGCGUGCCGACGGAAAACAUUCAAAAUGUAGGUGCCUUGCGUGAAACGCUCUCGAGGAUAGAGGUGUACAAAAGUGAAACGAAACAAAUCUGCCAAAUUGCGCUGUGUGAUAAUGUCCAUAAAGAUGCGGCGGAGGAUGAGCUGGACAAAUCGAAGCAAUGGAAAAACCUACGGCAUGCCGUCUUUAAGGAAAAUCAGCUCACGGCAAUCGAUCGAACGAUACGGCUUUUUCCCAGCCUGAAGGAUCUGUUCCUGGACAAGAACAAGCUGGAAAGUAUUGCUCACCUUAGCCAUCUGAACAAUCUGCAGACACUCAGCCUGCGAUGCAACCGGAUAGAGCAGUGUCCGAACUGGCACGUACAGUUGGGCAAUUUGGUUACACUGAAUCUUUCGCAAAACCGUAUCCGUUUGCUGGAGGGACUCGGCAAACUUUACUCGCUCGUGAAUCUGGAUUUGAGUUGCAAUUUAAUAGACGAUAUAAACGAAAUCGAUUACAUCGGUAAUUUGCCUUUGGUGGAGAAUUUGCGCCUGAUGGGAAAUCCUGUUGCGGGUGGUGUUGAUUAUCGUGCCCGUGUGCUUUCGCGCUUCGGCGACCGGUUGCAGGAAAUCUAUCUCGACAAUGAGAAGGGCAAUCAAACCGAGUACGAUAUGGCGCUCGUUCAUUCGGCGUUGCGUAUAUCGGCACAGAAAUCCCAUCGUAAGCUGCACAGCCUACUCGAUCCAAGCAACACCUCGGAGGGAGAUGCUCCAGACGCGAACGAUGCCGAACGGGCGGGAACGAGCGGUGGAGAAAGCAGAUGAAGUUACGUUACAUUCCAGUGGAGAGUUUAUCCCGAAACACAAGACAGAGCUGUUUUGUGUCCAACGACGUUUGGUGUGUUUUGUUUUGCAAGUAAAAUUUGUUUGGUUCACGAGUUUGUGUCACGACACGAUAGGCCGCAUGUUUAUAUAGCGUAAAACUUUACAGCAAAGCUGAAUUAUCAAAGCAACCAGAGAUAUUUUACCUACCGUUGACCAGAACACGUACCGUUCGGAGGAUUAUUUUUUUAAAUAUCGUAACGUAAGCAUUGCAUACCACACCGAGGUGCGCUAGAGUAUAAAACGAAGGGUCUGAUGCAAUAUAAUACAGCUAUCUGUGUAAGUA
This is a messenger RNA of Anopheles funestus (African malaria mosquito), 2127 nucleotides long. Its product is annotated as nischarin. Gene Ontology annotation, molecular function: phosphatidylinositol binding; integrin binding; protein kinase binding. Lineage: Eukaryota; Metazoa; Arthropoda; Insecta; Diptera; Culicidae. Bases 264 to 1784 code for a protein of 506 amino acids. The record is from RefSeq and is a predicted model, not a curated record. The transcript is spliced from 4 exons. Gene Ontology annotation, cellular component: cytoplasm.